Molecule: messenger RNA, 778 nt
Organism: Lycium ferocissimum
Lineage: Eukaryota; Viridiplantae; Streptophyta; Magnoliopsida; Solanales; Solanaceae
Product: protein RALF-like 1
Exons: 1
Coding region: 105-572 (155 amino acids)
Source: RefSeq, a predicted model, not a curated record
CAUUAAAUGUCUCCUCAUUAAUUACAGCCCUCCCCAAAAAUUUCCAAAUUUCACACCCUGGAAUCUCACUUUCACAGCCCAAAAUACAAAAAAAAAAAAAGAAAAUGACAACACCACCAGGGGAAAAACAAGAACAAAUUCAACCUCCAACACACAAAAUGCAAAAAAGAUCCCAACUUUAUUUCCACCCAUUCAAGACCCUCAUUUUCUUGAUUCUUUUCAGCCAAAUCCAAAUGAAAAUUUGCUGUGGGGUUUCAGUUUUUGACCUUAAAUCAGUUAAAGAUAGUAACUUUGAGCAAAUGGGGAAAAGGGGUUGUGUUGAAAAGCUUAAAGAAUGUUCAACAAUGGUGAAUGAAGAAGAAAAUUUGAUGGAUAGUGAAAGUAAUAGAAGAGUUUUGUUGAUGCAAAAAAAGUACAUUAGUUAUGGUACAUUGAGAAGAGAUUUGGUGCCUUGUAAUACACCUGGUGCUUCAUAUUAUAAUUGUAAACCACCUGGUGCAGCUAAUACUUAUAAUAGAGGUUGUGAGAUUAUUACAAGGUGUGCUAGGGAGAUCAGUGAUAUCAAAUCUUGAUUUUUGGAAGAAACUUUAUGCAAUGAAAUUGGUAAAGUUCUAGUCUUUUGUGCUUUUGAAUAUUAAUUUAGUUAUGUUGGGACUGUGGUGGUGGGGGGAGGGGGAGUUUUUGCUAAUGUUGUAUACUACAAAAUCUAUGUAACCAGAAUGUACCAUAUCAAGUACAAAUUCUGCUCAUGCCAAAUAUUUUUUUGGCUCUAUGUAUA